This is a messenger RNA of Phodopus roborovskii (desert hamster), 4253 nucleotides long. RefSeq names its product TBC1 domain family member 5 (gene Tbc1d5). Gene Ontology annotation, molecular function: GTPase activator activity. Gene Ontology annotation, biological process: activation of GTPase activity. The record is from RefSeq and is a predicted model, not a curated record. Bases 31 to 2496 code for a protein of 821 amino acids. NCBI's taxonomy places the organism in Eukaryota, Metazoa, Chordata, Mammalia, Rodentia, Cricetidae. The transcript is spliced from 21 exons.
UACUUUUGGUGACUGCCUGUAUUUUAUGCAAUGUAUCAGUCCGUGUCUGAAACUAGACAUCCUCUUCAGUCAGAAGAACAAGAAGUAGGCAUUGACCCCUUGUCCAGCUAUUCAAAUAAGCCUGGAGGAGAUCCAAGUCAAAAUGGAAAAAGGACAAAUUCUACCAUAGACUCUGAAGGAACCUUUAAUUCGUAUACGAAAGAAUGGGAAGAACUAUUUGUAAACAACAAUUACUUGGCAACAAUAAGACAGAAGGGGAUUAAUGGGCAGCUGAGAAGCAGCAGGUUCCGCAGCAUCUGCUGGAAGCUCUUUCUUUGUGUUCUUCCUCAAGAUAAAAGUCAGUGGAUAAGUAGAAUUAAAGAACUAAGAGCAUGGUAUAACAGUAUUAAAGAAAUACAUAUCACUAACCCAAGGAAAGUUGUUGGCCAACAGGAUCUGAUGAUCAACAAUCCCCUUUCACAAGAUGAAGGAAGUCUUUGGAACAAGUUCUUUCAAGAUAAAGAGCUGCGGUCCAUGAUUGAGCAAGACGUCAAAAGAACAUUCCCUGAAAUGCAGUUUUUCCAGCAAGAAAAUGUGAGAAAAAUUCUUACAGAUGUUCUGUUCUGUUAUGCGAGAGAAAAUGAGCAGUUGCUUUAUAAACAGGGUAUGCAUGAGCUACUAGCACCUAUCAUCUUUAUCCUUCACUGUGACCACCAAGCUUUUCUACAUGCCAGCGAGUCUGCACAGCCCAGUGAGGAAAUGAAAACUCUAUUGAACCCUGAGUAUCUGGAACAUGACGCCUUUGCAAUGUUCUCACAGCUUAUGGAAACUGCUGAACCUUGGUUUUCUACUUUUGAGCAUGAUGGUCAAAAGGGAAAAGAAACUCUGAUGACCCCCAUGCCCUUUGCUAGACCACAGGAUUUAGGGCCAACAGUUGCCAUUGUUACCAAAGUCAACCAGAUCCAGGACCAUCUCCUAAAGAAGCAUGAUAUUGAGCUCUACAUGCACUUGAACAGACUAGAAAUUGCACCACAAAUAUAUGGGUUGAGAUGGGUGCGGCUCCUGUUUGGAAGGGAGUUCCCGCUGCAGGAUCUGCUGGUGGUCUGGGAUGCCUUGUUUGCAGAUGGCCUUAGCCUGAGCUUAGUGGACUACAUCUUCAUAGCCAUGUUACUCUAUAUCCGAGAUGCUUUGAUUUCCAGUAACUACCAGACCUGUCUCGGCCUUCUGAUGCAUUAUCCACUCAUCGGGGACAUACAUUCACUGAUUCUUAAGGCUCUGUUCCUUAGAGACCCAAAGAGAAAUCCAAGGCCUGUGACUUACCAGUUCCGCCCCAAUUUAGACUACUACAAGGCCCGGGGAGCAGACCUUAUGAAUAAAAGCCGGACCAAUGCCCGAGGCGCUCCCCUGAACAUACACAAGGUCUCCAACAGCCUGAUUAACUUUGGAAGAAAGUUGAUUUCCCCAGCCUCGGUUCCAGGUGGUAUGGGUGGCCCUGCACCUGGUGGCGGCGGCGGUGGUGGUGGUGGCCCUGCACCUGGAGGCAGCUCUUUCCCUGCUGCUGUCUCCAGAAGCUCCGAAGAAGCCCCAAGGCAUCACGUGCAGCAGCAGCAACAGCAGCAGCAGCAGCGACUGAUGAAAUCCGAAAGCAUGCCGGUACAGUUGAACAAAGGCGAUGUAGUUACAGGAAGUGGUGCUCAGCUUUCUGUUCCUGUCCAGGUUCUAACUGACCUCCAAGGGCAGAAUUCUAAAACCAUCAGUUCAUCCCCAAGCAUUGAGAGUUUGCCUGGGGGGAGAGAGUCCACUGGCUCCCCACCUUCAUCUGCCACUAAAAAGGAUUCCUUUUUCAGCAACAUCGCACGUUCUCGCUCCCACAGCAAAACUAUGGGCAGAAAAGAAUCUGAAGAAGAAUUAGAAGCCCAGAUUUCCUUCCUGCAAGGACAGCUGAAUGACCUGGAUGCCAUGUGCAAGUACUGUGCGAAGGUCAUGGACAUGCAUCUCGUAAAUAUUCAAGAUGUGGUAUUACAAGAGAAUUUGGAAAAAGAAGAUCAAAUCCUGGUUUCCUUGGCAGGAUUAAAACAGAUCAAAGACAUUCUGAAAGGAUCCCUGCGCUUCAACCAAAGCCAGCUGGAGGCUGAAGGGAAUGAGCAGAUAAACAUCGCCGAUGACCACUACUGCUCCAGUGGCCAGGACCAAAGCAGCCAAGCUCCUGGGGCCUCCAAGCAGGCCUCUUCAGCGAUGCCAGGGUGCACGGGCGGAGGGACCUCAGAUGACUUCAUCCUGGUUUCCAAAGACGACGAGGGACGCAGUGCCAAGGGGCCCUUCGCAGGCCAGUCCCAACCCCUUCUCACCAUCAGAAGCACAUGUGGGAAAAGCAGGGUUCCAGCCUGCUCCCCACUGGUAUUCUCAGACCCGUUGAUGGGCCCAGCCUCAGCCUCCUCCAGCAACCCCAGCUCUAGCCCUGAUGAUGACAGCAGCAAGGACUCUGGCUUCACUAUCGUGAGCCCCUUGGACAUCUGAACAUGGGUCUCCACCAGUGGAGGCCCUGUUGAACCAGUGUUUCUUUCCCGGCAUGCAUUUGGCGUUGGCACAACCGUUGGAACCCUUUGGAAAGAGGCCUUUUCUUUCAGUGCACGAUGUCCAGGUCACCUGACCUGGGACCCUUGCUCUGACUUAGAGCUAGGUCAGACACACCCACUGUCAGAGAGACCAGACACAACUGAGCCACCUGUCUUCCAUCUCCUCCGCCACAGCAGCUCUGUAGGUCACACUUAGGAGAGUUGCAGGAGACUGGAAAUCUGGCAGCCAGCCUCACUCCUAGCUGGAGGCAGGUGAACUUUAGAAGCAAGGUCUCAAAUUAGGACCCAGAUCCUGCUCUGACAUGAUCCUCCCAGAACAGCUGCAUUUCACCUUCUACAAUCUCCACAGCCAGGAAGGGAGGCAGCCCUAACUUAAGGUGGCCUGUUCAAUGAGGAGAAAGCCACAUUCAUACCACCCAGGCCCAGACCCCCACCCCUAAAGAACAUUCCAGGUCCCAGAGGAUACAGGGCUCCUACUCAACCCUUUCCCACUCUGGGCACUCAGGCUGCAAGGAGGGGUCUGCCUGUCCCCUGCUCCACCUGGGCUGGUGUAGGUGUGACACCUCCCCUCCUCUGCUGGCAGGGUACAGAGCGGUAUCGGGCACAACACGUCUUUCCUGCAAGGUCAAGGGCUUUCUGUGCCAAGCAGGCACUCUGCUAGAAACAGCGGGCAUUGUUGGCAGAUGCCGCCCGUUACAUCUGCCCUCUGCCCCUCUCCUCAGGGCAGCAGAGUCCCGAGCAGUGACCCUCCCCUUCAUGGCACCGUCUUUCUCUGCAGACAAAUAUGUUAAUGCCAUGAUGCUUGCUCCAUCUGGGAAAACGAGGACACUCAAGCCAUCCACUAUGCGGGUUUGUCCUUAGCUGCACUAGACAGCAGGGCUGAUGGCUCUCGGUGGCAAGGCUCAGCGGGGCCUUAUGACAAGUCCUCCCGGCACUUUGAGGAGGAUUAGUUCUGUGUCCCAUGAAGACACUCAGUAAGAACCAGGGCCACCACACGAUGCGUGUCCAUCCCCCAAGGGAAGGUUGCCAUGAGCAAAUUCACAGAAGGCCUGACUUAAGAAGGCAUCAGUACCCUUAGACCUAAGGUAGGAAGUAUCAACUCAUCCCUCCAGGCCUGCGACAGUGCUGGUCAUGUCUGUCCCAGCUGAGGCACUGUUCCCAACAUUCCCUUUGCUUUGAGAACACAGGUCAUAGCUGAACGGCACUGGCUAUCCACGGGGCCAAGAAGCUGGCAAACUGAUUCCUUGCCAUUUGAUGGGCAUUUCAUAGUCCUUAACCUACCCACCCUGCCCGUACUCACCCUGCCCGUACUCACCCUGCCCGUGCCCCCCCAUCCUGUGCUUGUGUGGAUGCCACAUGAGUGCCCCUGGGUUCACACAGAUGUCCCUGUGGUCCCCAGUCAGCCCGCUUUCUGCUCGGAAGAAACAGGACUGGAAAGUGCUGUCUUCUCUAAGUGAUCAUUCUUCCUUGUUGAACAUUGCUUCUCUUUCUGUUGCCUACAUUGCUGGUGCAGAGUGCAUUCCUUCCCUGUUACUGUAUCAGGUAUUUCUGUCUAAUUCACACUGUAAAACCCUGGACAUAGAGAACUUUUUCUUUAACCACAUGGUGAUCAUCAGUUUUAAUUGCUCACAUUUUGAUCAUAGCAGCUAAAUACAGUUUUAUAUAUAUAUAUAUAUAUAUAUGCCAAGCUUAGACUAA